This is a messenger RNA of Thyridium curvatum, 627 nucleotides long. RefSeq lists its product as uncharacterized. The record is from RefSeq and is a predicted model, not a curated record. NCBI's taxonomy places the organism in Eukaryota, Fungi, Ascomycota, Sordariomycetes, Thyridiales, Thyridiaceae. Gene Ontology annotation, cellular component: mitochondrion; mitochondrial inner membrane. The transcript is spliced from 2 exons. The coding region runs from base 1 to 627 and encodes 208 amino acids. Gene Ontology annotation, biological process: mitochondrial respiratory chain complex IV assembly.
AUGGGAUCCGUAUCAAGGUCGGAUAGCUCAGGCCACUCCAACACCAACUUCAAGUUUGAUUCCAGACCGAGUCACCGUCCGGCGCCCGGCUUGGAAAUGUCUCGCGACGGAAAGGACGGCGCCGCGGCGACGUGGGGGGCGCAGCAGUUCGAUGCGGCUCCGUCACCAGACCAGCUGAAGAAGAUCCAAGACGAGGAAGCCGCGCAGAAGGCCAAAUCGGCGGCACCACAGCAGCGGCUGUCUGUCGUCGACGCUGCCAAGACGAUCAAGCCGGACGACUUUCUGAAGAUACAUCAAUUGCCUUGCGCGAGGCAGGGUCUUCUGACCGGAAUCGGCGGCGGUGCGGCCCUGGGCGUGCUGCGAUAUAUCCUCGGGGCUCCGAUACCCAAAGCAACCAAUUGGGCCGCUGGUGCGUUUGCAAUUGGCAGCAUCAUAUCGUACGAAUUCUGUCAAAGCCAGAGGAGAGCAGAGGUGGAGAAGAUGAAGAGGGUAGUCGAGGUGUACGAUAAGAAGCAGGCAGAGUGGAAGGCCAAGGAGGAGGAAAAGAAGCGAAUGAAAAAACAACAAGAGCAAGAGGAGGAGGCUGCAAGGUUAGCGGCGCAGAAGAGGUGGUAUAAGUUCUGGUGA